CUCAGGGAGAGGCCUGGUUCUUGCCGCCGAGGGAUGUGAGUGGGAGCUGAGCCCGAACUGGAGGGCACCCGAGGGCCCAGCCUGGAGGUCCGUCGGAGCUGUGUCCGCCUCGGGGCUUCGCAGACCUUGGCCCGCCGGGUUUUAGAAGCAGGCAACAGGAACAAGAUGUGAACUGUUUCUCUUCUGCAGAAAAAGAGGCUCUUCCUUCUCCCGCGACGAGUCUUGUUCUGUUGUGCAACUGAGUGCAGUGGCGUGACCUAUGGUGCGACCUCUUGCAACCUCUGCCUCCCAGGUUCAAGCGAUUCUCCUGCCUCAGCCUGCCUAGUAGCUGGGAUUACAGGUAAAUGUUCUGAAAAAGACUCUGCCUGGGAAUGGCUUGCCUUACAAUGACAGAAAUGGAGGGAACAUCCACGUCUUCUAUAAAUCAGAAUGGUGAUAUUUCUGGAAAUGUCAAUUCUAUGAAGCAAAUAGAUCCGGUUCUUCAGGUGUAUCUUUACCAUUCCCUUGGGAAAGCUGAGGCAGAUUAUCUCACAUUUCCAUCUGGGGAAUAUGUUGCAGAAGAAAUCUGUAUUGCUGCUUCUAAAGCUUGUGGCAUCACACCUUUGUAUCAUAAUAUGUUUGCUUUAAUGAGUGAAACAGAAAGGAUCUGGUAUCCACCCAACCAUGUCUUCCAUGUAGAUGAAUCAACCAGGGAUAAUGUACUCUACAGAAUAAGAUUUUACUUUCCUCAUUGGUAUUGCAGCGGCAACAACAGAACCUAUCGGCAUGGAAUAUCUCGAGGUGCUGAAGCUCCUCUUCUCGAUGACUGUGUCAUGUCUUACCUUUUUUCUCAGUGGCGGCAUGAUUUUGUGCAUGGAUGGAUAAAAGUACCUGUGACUCAUGAAACUCAGGAAGAAUGUCUUGGGAUGGCAGUGUUAGAUAUGAUGAGAAUAGCUAAAGAAAAGGAUCAGACUCCACUGGCCAUCUAUAAUUCUAUCAGCUACAAGACAUUCUUACCAAAAUGUAUUCGAGCAAAGAUCCAAGACUAUCACAUUUUGACAAGGAAGCGAAUAAGGUACAGAUUUCGCAGAUUUAUUCAGCAGUUCAGCCAAUGCAAAGCCACUGCCAGAAACUUGAAACUUAAGUAUCUUAUAAAUCUGGAAACUCUGCAGUCUGCCUUCUACACAGAGAAAUUUGAAGUAAAAGAACCUGGAAGUGGUCCUUCAGGUGAGGAGAUUUUUGCAACCAUUAUAAUAACUGGAAACGGUGGAAUUCAGUGGUCAAGAGGGAAACAUAAAGAAAGUGAGACACUGACAGCACAGGAUUUACAGUUGUAUUGUGAUUUUCCUAAUAUUAUUGAUGUCAGUAUUAAGCAAGCAAACCAAGAGGGUUCAAAUGAAAGCAGAGUUGUGACUAUCCAUAAGCAAGAUGGUAAAAAUCUGGAAAUUGAACUUAGCUCAUUAAGGGAAGCUUUGUCUUUUGUGUCAUUAAUUGAUGGAUAUUAUAGAUUAACGGCAGAUGCACAUCAUUACCUCUGUAAAGAAGUAGCACCUCCAACGGUGCUUGAAAAUAUACAAAGCAACUGUCAUGGCCCAAUUUCAAUGGACUUUGCCAUCAGUAAACUGAAGAAAGCAGGCAAUCAGACUGGACUGUAUGUACUUCGAUGCAGUCCUAAGGACUUCAAUAAAUAUUUUCUGACUUUUGCUGUCGAGCGAGAAAAUGUCAUUGAAUAUAAACACUGUUUGAUUACAAAAAAUGAGAAUGAAGAGUACAACCUCAGUGGGACAAAGAAGAACUUCAGUAGUCUUAAAGAUCUUUUGAAUUGUUACCAGAUGGAAACUGUUCGCUCAGACAAUAUAAUUUUCCAGUUUACUAAAUGCUGUCCCCCAAAGCCAAAAGAUAAAUCAAACCUUCUAGUCUUCAGAAUGAAUGGUGUUUCUGAUGUCCCAAUCUCACCAACAUUACAGAGGCAUAAUAACGUGAACCAAAUGGUGUUUCACAAAAUUAGAAAUGAAGAUUUGAUAUUUAAUGAAAGCCUUGGCCAAGGCACUUUUACAAAGAUUUUUAAAGGCAUACGAAGAGAAGUAGGAGAUUAUGGCCAACUGCAUGAAACAGAAGUUCUUUUAAAAGUUCUGGAUAAAGCACAUAGAAACUAUUCAGAGUCUUUCUUUGAAGCAGCAAGCAUGAUGAGCCAGCUUUCUCACAAGCAUUUGGUUUUAAAUUAUGGAAUAUGUGUCUGCGGAGAGGAGAAUAUUCUGGUUCAGGAGUUUGUAAAAUUUGGAUCACUAGAUACAUACCUGAAAAAGAAUAAAAAUUGUAUAAAUAUAUUAUGGAAACUUGAAGUUGCUAAACAGUUGGCAUGGGCCAUGCAUUUUCUAGAAGAAAAGACCCUUAUUCAUGGGAAUGUGUGCGCCAAAAAUAUUCUACUUAUCAGAGAAGAAGACAGGAAGACAGGAAAUCCUCCUUUCAUCAAACUUAGUGACCCUGGCAUUAGUAUUACUGUUUUGCCAAAGGACAUUCUUCAGGAGAGAAUACCAUGGGUACCACCUGAAUGCAUUGAAAAUCCUAAAAAUUUAAAUUUGGCAACAGACAAAUGGAGUUUUGGUACCACUUUGUGGGAAAUCUGCAGUGGAGGAGAUAAACCCUUAAGUGCUCUGGAUUCUCAAAGAAAGCUGCAAUUUUAUGAAGAUAGGCACCAGCUUCCUGCACCAAAGUGGGCAGAAUUAGCAAACCUUAUAAAUAAUUGUAUGGAUUAUGAACCAGAUUUCAGGCCUUCCUUCAGAGCCGUCAUACGAGAUCUUAACAGUUUGUUUACACCAGAUUAUGAACUAUUAACAGAAAAUGACAUGUUACCAAAUACGAGGACAGGUCUUUCAGGGUUUUCUGUUGCUUUUGAAGACAGGGAUCCUACACAGUUUGAAGAGAGACAUUUGAAAUUUCUACAGCAACUUGGCAAGGGUAAUUUUGGGAGUGUGGAGAUGUGCCGAUAUGACCCUCUACAGGACAACACUGGGGAGGUGGUGGCUGUAAAAAAGCUUCAGCAUAGUACUGAAGAGCACCUGAGAGACUUUGAAAGGGAAAUUGAAAUCUUGAAAUCACUGCAGCAUGACAACAUUGUAAAGUACAAGGGAGUGUGCUACAGUGCUGGUCGGCGAAAUCUAAAAUUAAUUAUGGAAUAUUUACCAUAUGGAAGUUUACGAGACUAUCUUCAAAAACAUAAAGAACGGAUAGAUCACAAAAAACUUCUGCAGUACACAUCUCAGAUCUGCAAGGGUAUGGAGUAUCUUGGUACAAAAAGGUAUAUCCACAGGGAUCUGGCGACAAGAAAUAUAUUGGUAGAGAAUGAGAACAGAGUUAAAAUUGGAGAUUUUGGGUUAACCAAAGUCUUGCCACAAGACAAAGAAUACUAUAAAGUAAAAGAACCUGGUGAAAGCCCCAUAUUCUGGUAUGCUCCAGAAUCACUGACAGAGAGCAAGUUUUCUGUGGCCUCAGAUGUUUGGAGCUUUGGAGUAGUUCUGUAUGAACUUUUCACAUACAUUGAGAAGAGUAAAAGUCCACCAGCGGAAUUUAUGCGUAUGAUUGGCAAUGACAAACAAGGACAGAUGAUCGUGUUCCAUUUGAUAGAACUGUUGAAGAAUAAUGGAAGAUUACCAAGACCAGAUGGAUGCCCAGAUGAGAUUUAUAUGAUCAUGACAGAAUGCUGGAACAAUAAUGUAAAUCAACGCCCCUCCUUUAGGGAUCUAGCUCUUCGAGUGGAUCAAAUAAGGGAUAACAUGGCUGAAUAAAAGAAAAGACCUUCAUUCUAAGACCAAAGUAGGUUUAUACUACAAAGUAUAAGGUUUAUAGAACAAAGUUUUCUAUUUCACAUUGCUGUGGACUAUUAUUACAUACGUCAUUAUUAUGUAAAUCAUGAUGCUAGCCAGCAAAGAUGUGAAAAUAUCUGCUGAAAACUUUCGAAGUUUAUUAAGUAAGUUUUUCUUCAUGAGGCUACCAGUAAAAGAUAUUAAUGAAAAGUCCUUAGCAAGAAAUUUUGUGAGAAGUUUCUUAAACGUUGUCGGUUAAUGUCACUCUUCUCUGGCAAAACAAAAACGGACUUUUCAGUUCAGCUUUUUGAGACCUGAAAAAAUUAUGAUGUAAAUUUUGCAAUGUUAAACAUGCACAGAAUAUGUAUGUACAGUUUUUACCACAGUGGAUGUAUAAUACCUUGGCAUCUUGUGUGAUAUUUUACACACAUGAGGGCUAGUGUUCAUUAAUACUGUUUUCUAAUUUUUCCAUACUUUAUCUAUAAUUACUUCACUAUACAAACUAAGAUGUUCAGAUAAUUGAAUAAGUACAUUUGUGUCCUUGUUCAUUCAUAUCACUGGCCAGCAUUAUAAGCAGGUGUAUACUUUUAGCUUAUAGUUCCAUGUACUGUAAAUAUUUUUCAAAGUAAAGGGAACAAAUGUCUAGUUUUAUUUGUAUAUGAAAUUUCCCUGACCCUAAAGAAUACAUUUUGAAAUGAAAGAAGCUUACAAAGAUAAAAUCUAUUUUCUUAUGGUUUCCCUUGUAUGUAUUUGUGGUGAAUGUGUUUUUUAAAUAGAACUGUCUCCAGAUUUCUCUAAGACUACUAUGAACAGUUUUCUUUUAAAAUUUUGAGAUGAAGAAUGUAAGAAGUAUUGUCAUCCUUUGAGCUGUUUACUGCCAAUAAGAUUCUUUAAUCCCUGGGAUCUAUGGUCAUGAAUUAAAUUCAAGCCUAAGCCAUAAAAUAGAUUGUUUUUAAAAUGGAUAGCUCAUUAAGAUGUGUAGCAGGUUAAGAAUUUUUUCCUAAAGACUGUAUAUUUGAGGGGUUUCAGAACUCUGUAUUGCAGUCAUAGAUUUUCUUUUAUUAGAGGGGAAAUGAGGUAAAUAAGUGAGAAAGUAUGCUUGUUAAUUUUAUUCAAGAAUGCCAGUAGAAAAUUCAUAGUGUGCAUCUUUAAGAAAAAUGAGAGCAUACAUCUUUUCAAUUAAGUAUAAGGGGUUGUUCAUUGUUGUCAUUUGUUAUAUUGCUACUCCACUUUAGAUAACAUACCUAAAAUAAAAUAUGGUGGGUUUUUCGUGUG
Molecule: messenger RNA, 5057 nt
Organism: Callithrix jacchus (white-tufted-ear marmoset)
Lineage: Eukaryota; Metazoa; Chordata; Mammalia; Primates; Cebidae
Source: RefSeq, a predicted model, not a curated record